Branchiostoma floridae (Florida lancelet) is the source of this 474-nucleotide messenger RNA. RefSeq names its product mitochondrial import receptor subunit TOM22 homolog. Lineage: Eukaryota; Metazoa; Chordata; Leptocardii; Amphioxiformes; Branchiostomatidae. The coding region runs from base 33 to 467 and encodes 144 amino acids. Gene Ontology annotation, cellular component: mitochondrial outer membrane. The transcript is spliced from 3 exons. The record is from RefSeq and is a predicted model, not a curated record. Gene Ontology annotation, biological process: intracellular protein transport.
CGUCAUCAUAGUAACAGAGAGUCGACCGGCGCAUGCGAUCUCGUCUUUCCGCGAAAAUUAUGGCAGAAAUCGAAGAAAUCAGGAGACCAGAAGACGAGUUAGACGACGACGAUGAUAUAGAUGAUGAGGAUAUUGAAGACGAGUCGUUAUUUGAGCGGCUGGUGGGUCUCUCAGAGAUGUUCCCGGACAGCAUGCGUAGUGGGGUGUCUGGGGUAACCUCGCUGUCGGUGUCGGGCACGAAGUGGCUGUACCAGUUCACGCGUCGGAGCCUGUGGGUCGUCAGCACCUCCUUCAUGAUUCUGGUCCUCCCUGUCAUCUUCGAGACAGAGAAGGCACAGAUGGAGCAGCAGCAGUUGCAGCAGCAAAGACAGAUCCUUCUUGGCCCCAAUGCUGCAGUUUCUGGAGGAAUGCAAGGGGGCCUCGGUGGGAUGCCCCUACCCCCGGGCAUGCAACCUCAGCCAAGAUAACUUCCUC